GGCUGCCAUGAGGUGUGGCGGGGGUCGCCAGCCGCGAUCGUCGACGUCGCCAUGCACCGCUCCGUCGUUGUGCUGCUCCUGGCCACGUUGUCCGGAGUUCUUGCCAACUGGGACGACUGGUGGACCUACGAGGGAAUAUCUGGUCCCGACUUCUGGGGACGUCUGAACCCGGCCUGGACCCUGUGCAGCACCGGACGACGCCAGUCCCCCGUCAACAUCGAGCCGAGGCAGCUGCUCUUCGACCCCAACCUCAAGCCGGUCGCCGUCACCAGUCACAGAGUGAACGGCCAACUGCAGAACACGGGCCAGGGCAUCGUGUUCCGACUGUCCGAGGACGACCACGGCGGGGUCAACAUCAGCAUGGGUCCGCUCUCGUACCGCUACCGCGUCUACGAGCUCCGGCUUCACUUCGGGCGCACGGACGACCGCGGCUCAGAACACUCCGUGUCGGGAUUCGUAUUUCCCGCCGAGCUCCAGAUCCUGGGCUACAACUGCGACCUGUACGCCAACGUGUCCGAGGCUCGGCAAAGAGCGCAGGGCCUCGUCGCUGUCGCGGCCAUCAUUAAGCUACGGGACUCCGCCAACUUGGAGCUCCGACUACUCACGAGUCAGCUGCUCCAUCUAGGCUUCAAAGGGUCGCAGGUUCCGGUGAAGUCUGUGUCAAUCCAGGACUUGGUGCCUGCGACGGACAGCUACAUGACGUACGAGGGUUCAGCCACGACGCCCGGCUGCGAGGAGACGGUCACCUGGAUACUGAUGAAUCGGCCGCUCUACAUGACGCGCCAACAGCUGUUUGCCACUCGGAAGCUGAUGCAAGGAGACAGCUUCCACCCGAAGGCGCCGCUAGGAAACAACUUCAGGCCCACGCAACCGCUCCACGGCCGCGUCGUUCGCACCAACAUCGACAUGAGGAACGAGGACUGUCCAGGAAUGCAGACGAACAAGUUUUACCAGGCCAACAUGGAUCUUCUGACGCGGUAGCGAAGGAAAUACGCUACGGACUACGUCACGGAUUACGUCACGGAUUACGUCACCUCCGCAAGACCUCACAGCUCCCCCGCCGUAGCAGGAGAUGCGAGCAGAAGCUCGGCCCGCUACCGCGA
Molecule: messenger RNA, 1103 nt
Organism: Ixodes scapularis (black-legged tick)
Lineage: Eukaryota; Metazoa; Arthropoda; Arachnida; Ixodida; Ixodidae
Product: carbonic anhydrase-related protein 10
Exons: 10
Coding region: 52-981 (309 amino acids)
Molecular function (GO): zinc ion binding; carbonate dehydratase activity
Source: RefSeq, a predicted model, not a curated record